GCGCGGCUGUGCGAGUGCGGCCCGGCCCGGGGCAGCCCUGCCGCGCUUUUGGCUUUCCCCGUUUCCACUCCCUCUCCCCCGAGCUGUGGCUGCCUUUGAGCUGCUGCGGUGGCAUUUCCCCUCAGGAGGUGGCGAAGGGGUGGCGCAGCAGCCGUGGCCGGGCCGCGAGUGCUCGGGCUUUGGCCCCACGCCAUUCUCCGGGCUCGCACCAUGCCCUGUGUCACUCCUGGGGCGCUUCACUGCCAGGGGCGGGGUUUUUGAGAUAACUUCUGAAUACUGCCUGAAGGAAAAGGGAAAGGAACGAGGCCGGGAGGAAGAGAACCCCCUCACCUGCUGAGCAGGGCAGCUGCAGUCUGGGGCUGACAGACCAUGAAGGAAGAAUAAGGGAAUCUUGAAGCAGCAACUGACUCUUUGCUCCUGGACUUUGUCCAGAGGGACUGUUUGCACAUCAAUGCUCUCUCUUACCAGUGGGACCAUGGAAGAAAAGGAGAUGUCACCCAGUCACACCUCAGAGAGCAGCAUGUUGGACCUCCCCUCUGUCUGUGACCUGGCAGAGCACUUUCUGCCUCCACACAGCUCUGAGAACAGCCAGGAGCUUUAUCCUUCUGGGGAUGUUUUUCCCUCUCCACCCACAGGAGAGAGCAAUCCAUCAUCCGCAGCUCCUGCAGCUGGCUCUGCUGAAGGCCCUCAGGAAGCAAACGUGAGCUGUUACCUAAAAGCAGGGCUGUGUGAGCCCUCUGAACCUAAUGAUGUGCUCUCAUGGAUGCAUGAACAUGAUGGUGCAGAAGAUCCCAGCAUCAGGGACUCUCUGGAUGGCUUCUACAAAAUGUAUUGCAGAAAGCAGCCAGAGAGAGAGGAUCCAACCUACGAGGCUGCCUCACGGUGUCUGUCACAGAAGAUUUCAGAGCUGGAGCAAAAAGAUGGGACAAAAUACGUGUCACGAUGCCUGCAAAUGGCACAGCUGGUCUUGAACAGAGAUGGAUGUAAGAUCUUUCCAAACCACCCCCCCUCUGCUUGCUUCUCAAAGCCAGCUGAAGGAGAAGUCUUGUUGGAAAACAGGAGGAGGACACCCGGACUCUCAGAUGAUGUCUUGCAGUUCCUCUUGGAACAAACACAGGCAGAACGUAGCCCUGAUGUGUCACACGAGAAGUGAGCAAGACACUGCUUUGUUUGUGUCAUGGAGGCUUUGCUUUCACUCCAGAAAGAGGUGAAAUUUCUUGGACAGACAUUGUUCUCCAAGCACCACCUUCAGCAGCAGCUGCUCCAUGGAGGGUUUCACCCACACCUUGCUCUCUGAAGGGCAGCACUGCUUUAGGAGCACCUGUGUAACUGCCUGGGAUGUGUUGACUGAUGCAGUGUUUGUUGCUGGGACAUCAAACAUGAUAAUUUAUACCUACCAGGCUUUUAAAUUGGCCUGCAUCCUUACCCCAGGGUAACAGUGGUCCAGCCCAAAUUCAGCCCCUGGGUGAGCAUUGCUGUCCAGUGCUGUUGGCUAGAACAGAAUGUUUGAAUGACCUUGGCAUGGUGUGCUCCAGCCCUGCAGAGGGAAAGUUAAGAUUUUGUUUG
This is a messenger RNA of Melospiza georgiana, 1566 nucleotides long. It is a transcript of the gene SHLD1, whose product is annotated as shieldin complex subunit 1. The transcript is spliced from 4 exons. The coding region runs from base 452 to 1153 and encodes 233 amino acids. Gene Ontology annotation, biological process: regulation of double-strand break repair via nonhomologous end joining. Lineage: Eukaryota; Metazoa; Chordata; Aves; Passeriformes; Passerellidae. The record is from RefSeq and is a predicted model, not a curated record.